GGAGAUUUUAUACGCUUUGUUCUAUGAGAUAAUCUAAGAGGGGUAUGCACGUCCCAAGGAUUCCGGAUAGCAAGGACCCUCAAAGAAAGGCCAUCAUUGCUAUAGGUUUUUGUUCCGACAAGCUGUUGACCUGGGGAAUGCUAUUUACGCGCACAGGAAGAGAUGUCAGCUGAUCAAUCGAAGGAAAUGUUUGAUGCUAGCAGAAUAAUUGUUGUCAGUUAUAAAAAAACGUGUAUCUGAUUUCAGUAUAUCGUUUCUCUAGUUUCUUAAUAGCUUGUAUUCUGGUACUUCAACAUAGAAAAAUGAUGUCGAGCGUUGCCUUCAAGCUGCUCUCUCUUGUUGGUUUGUUAUUGAUGUCAAUACAGACGACGGAUGCGAAGAAUUCAGAGGAUAUCCGGUGUAAAUGUACCUGCCCACCAUACAGAGACAUCGAUGGACAGAUCUACAAACAAAAUGUAUCUCUAAAGGAUUGUAACUGCCUUCAUGUUGUGGAGCCAAUGCCAGUUGAUGGAAAGGAUGUAGAGGCUUACUGUCUGCGUUGUGAAUGCAAAUAUGAGGAGAGGAGUUCUGGAACUAUCAAGGUCACUAUCAUAAUCUACCUGUCCAUCCUGGGCCUGCUGUUCCUCUACAUGGUGUACCUGACCCUGCUGGAGCCCAUGCUGAAGAGGAGGCUCUUUGGACACUCACAGCUUCAGAAUGAUGAUGAUGUUGGGGACCAGCAGCCUUUCGCCAACGCCCACAACGUAUUGUCUCAUUCGGCCUCUCGCCCCAACAUGCUGAACAAAGUGGAACACGCUCAGCAGCGCUGGCGGAGGCAGGUCCAGGAACAGAGGAAGUCUGUUUUUGACCGCCACGUGGUGCUCAGCUAAACCCAUCCCCAGGAAACAAAAACCUGGGGUGAAGCAAACAAUGUUACUGUGACUGGGUGUUCCCUCUUCUUUUUUUGUCUAUUUUGUCUGAUUCUUUCCCGAACUUCCGAGCUUCAUCCUUAUUGGUGUUUUGAUCCUCAACUGGACCUGUAUUUCAUGAAAUGUGAUCAUAUAGCUCUAUGUAUUCAGGAGGUGAUCGUAAAGGGUCUCUGCAUGAGUAGGUUGAAGUGGGGCGUUGCAUUUGAGACCUUUGGCUUAAGAUAAUGCUAGUGUCUGUAUGACUUUGUAUACUUUCUGAUUUAAUAAUACUAAUAGAAAGUUAGAUGUUAGUUUGUUGCCCCCCAAUGGAUGAUACGUGCCAUUUUGCACAAGCUGAUGAUGAUAUUUGGCUUCUGAUAAAGUAGAAACAAUGGGUGACAGUGCACUCUUUUACAGUAAUAUUGUUAGCUUCUGAUAACAGUAAUGUUGGCCAAGUCACCAAUGAAAUUAGGUGAGACAUUUGAGGGUAGAGUAAAUAACAACAAAAAAAAUAUCAUACCAAAAUUAAUCACUCAAACUAAUGAAAACAUCUACAAUAAAUGUAACAUCUGCUACCUAAACAACAGAAGAUGGGAAUGAGUUGGAAACAGUAAAAAUGUGUAACAUCA
Molecule: messenger RNA, 1516 nt
Organism: Oncorhynchus nerka (sockeye salmon)
Lineage: Eukaryota; Metazoa; Chordata; Actinopteri; Salmoniformes; Salmonidae
Product: transmembrane protein 9B-like
Exons: 5
Coding region: 303-869 (188 amino acids)
Biological process (GO): positive regulation of canonical NF-kappaB signal transduction
Cellular component (GO): lysosomal membrane
Source: RefSeq, a predicted model, not a curated record